GCUGCUUACAGCCUGUUGCGCCAGCCCGCUUCUUGCUGAUGCCGCGUAGCCUCAAGGCUGGGUCCCUGUGCCCACGCGCCAUGAGCCUAGCGCGGCGGAUCGCCCCGGCAGUGCUGCAUCUCCUCGGCGGGGUGACCCUGCUGCUGCUGUGCCCACCGGCCGUGCGGGGUGACUGCGGCCCUCCCCCAGAUAUACCUAAUGCCCACCUCCCUUUGGGAGGUCUUACAAGUUUCCCUGAAAAAGAGACAGUAACAUACAAAUGCAAUGAAGGCUUUGUAAAAGUUCCUGGCAAGCCGGACUCCGUGGUCUGUCUUAACAACAAAUGGUCAGAAGUUGCAGAAUUUUGUAAUCGUAGCUGUGGUGUUCCAACCAGGCUACUCUUUGCGGUCCUCAAAAAGCCUUACAGCGAACAGAAUUAUUUCCCAGCGGGUUCCACUGUGGAAUAUGAGUGUCGUUUGGGUUACCAGAAAGACCAAUCUCUAUCUGGAAACGUAACUUGCCUGCAGAAUUUCACAUGGUCCAAGCCUGCUGAAUUUUGUGAAAAAAAAUUAUGCUCUAAUCCUGGAGAAAUAAAAAAUGGUCAUGUCAAUAUAACAGCUGGCGUAUUAUUUGGCUCACUCAUCUUCUUCUCAUGUAACACAGGGUACAAAUUAGUUGGUGCGACUUUUAGUUUCUGCUCCCUUGUGGGAGACGGUGUUGGGUGGAGUGCCCCGCUGCCAGAGUGCCAGGAAAUAUUUUGUCCAGAACCACCAAAAAUUAACAAUGGAAAAAUUCGAGAGGAACAGCACAAUUAUGUAUAUGGACAAUCUGUAACGUAUGAAUGUACUGAAGGCUUCACCCUGAUGGGAGAGAGCUCUGUUCAGUGUAUUGUGAAAGAUGACCAAGGAGCAUGGAGUGGUCUACCACCUAACUGCAAAGAAAGCCCUCCUGCUACCAAGGUUCCACCAGCUGCUCAGAAACCCACCUCAGCAACUGUUCCAGGUACAGAGGUCCCAAGAGCUCCUCAGAAACCCACCUCAGCAACUGUUCCAGGUACAGAGCUCCCAAGAGCUCCUCAGAAACCCACCUCAGCAACUGUUCCAGGUGCUAUGAUUCUUGCAUCUGGACACAUAUGUAUAACAUUGACAGUUUUGAUUAUGAUGCUAGUAACCAUUGGCUAGCUGAUUUAGCCAAAGAAGAGCUAAGAAGAAAGUGCACACAAGUGCACAGAAUUUCUAGUUUCCUUAGAACUUUCUGGAGGAGUGGACACAAUAUUUGCAGUAGUGCUGUUUGUUGUGCAUGUUGUCAUUGUCUUUAAGAUGCACAGCGAUGUCAACGAAGCAAGGAGAAAAGAGUUCAUCCUGGAAUCACAUUCUGAACAUGCCUAAACCUCUUGACAAUAGAACUGGCGGGAGUAAGAGUGAUCGCUUUCCUAAAUAUCUAGGGAAGUAGAGAACUGGGUUUACGCCUAGAAUAUGAGCAAGAAAAAAAGGAAAUGAGUGAUUUUUUUUUUCACUAGAUGGGUAAAGUUAUUUUUACUUAAAAGGGAAAUAAAAAAUUAAAAACAUCAAUUGGAUAUUGAAGAUAAAUAAAAAACUUUAAUUGGAUACCAAAAACAAACAAAUGAAAAACUGAAACAGUCUCUUCUAAGCAAAAUUGCCACAGAGAGCUGAAACACAUUCAUUAUAAAAUAAUCCUUGACUGUAAAGCAUUUUCAUCUUUCCUUAUCCUGUUAAAAUGAGUCCAAAUGGGUUGGCAAAAUGCUUUAAAGGAAAAACAUGCUAAUAACCCAAGAGUGUUGAGUUUCUUGGGUUAGUUGGUGGCAAGGGAGGGGUACAGAAUGAAAGAAUAAUUCUUGCUUUAUUACAUAAAUACAGGUAAGGAACAAAGACUUAGCCUAUUAGUUGUAAGAUGUAUCACCUGCAAUUUUGUCCUUAGGACAAUCUUUUUUGGAAGAAGAGCCCAAUGAAAGAAGUCUUCUUUGACUUAGUGUCUUUAAAAAUACCCAGAGAUAUUAUAAUAUUAACAUAAGAAAAUAUUUUAUAUUUGUCAAGUGAGAUGUUCAUAGCCAAAUUGUAAAUCUUGUUCUUUUGUAAUAUUAAUUUAGUUAUAUUUAUUUAUGUCAGUGAACAUAUUGGUUUUACAUGUAUCACAAGAAAUGUUCACAUAUUCAAGGAGAUAUGUGAAGAAAAAUUUAUUUUCCCUAAAUAGAAAUAAAUAAUUGAUCACAUUGUCUCACGUAGUAUUUGAAAUUUAUUUUCUUAAAUGUGAAUAAAUUAUUCCUAAGUAAGAGAUUUCCUCCCUGCACCCUCAUAAGUAGUUUAGAAUGCUGCCUUUUGAUUAACUUACUGUGAACCAUUUUCAGUUUCUUUUAAGUUACACUAUAUUAUACUUUCCUAAACAUGUCAUAUCCACUCAUAUUAGAAUAUUGACAUUACUUAUUUACUAUUGAUUUACCUAAAGUCUGUCACGUUAAUUUCCAGAUUCUUAAUAUAGUCUUGUCAUAUUGCCAAUUACAUUUUAAGUGUUAGACUAGACUGGAAUAUACACAGACCUGCAUAUAAUAAUAAAUAUUUUGCAUAUUGCUUCAUCUGUUUUUUGUUGUUGUUCUUGAAGUAUUUUAAAGUAAUCCCAUAUGCAUCAUGGCAUUUCACUGUGAAUACUUCAAUAUGCAUUUCUAACAAUAGGACAUUUUUUUCUGCCUAACCACAGUCAUUGCUAACUAACAGGAUUAAUAGUUAUGUCCUAAUAUUCUCUAAUGUUAGAAAAUUCUUUUAACUCUUCUAAAAAUUCUGGAAUAGGCCACAUAUUCCACCUAUUCAU
Messenger RNA from Trichechus manatus latirostris (Florida manatee), 2802 nucleotides. RefSeq names its product CD55 molecule (Cromer blood group) (gene CD55). Gene Ontology annotation, cellular component: plasma membrane. Gene Ontology annotation, biological process: negative regulation of complement activation, classical pathway; T cell mediated immunity. The transcript has 9 exons. The record is from RefSeq and is a predicted model, not a curated record. Lineage: Eukaryota; Metazoa; Chordata; Mammalia; Sirenia; Trichechidae. Bases 39 to 1160 code for a protein of 373 amino acids.